This is a messenger RNA of Melanotaenia boesemani (Boeseman's rainbowfish), 2609 nucleotides long. It is a transcript of the gene efhd2, whose product is annotated as EF-hand domain family, member D2. Lineage: Eukaryota; Metazoa; Chordata; Actinopteri; Atheriniformes; Melanotaeniidae. Gene Ontology annotation, molecular function: calcium ion binding. The transcript has 5 exons. Bases 150 to 848 code for a protein of 232 amino acids. The record is from RefSeq and is a predicted model, not a curated record.
UGCCAUUUUAAAAGGUGUGGUGCUGGAGCAGGAAGAGAAGAAGAAGAGGAGGCUGACCAGCCAGCGGCUCUGAGGCGGAAGGAUUUAUGAGAGGUGAACGUCCGGUCCCAGGACACUAACACAGAGCAACAGCCGCCCUCCAUUUGAAAAUGGCCACAGACGAGCUGUCGUCCAAGCUAAGCCGUCGGCUACAGAUCGAGGAAGGAGCCGAGGACCCGGUCGCUUUGGACCGGAAGCAGCCGGACGACUCUGAGGAGAAGCCGGCGGUGGCCAACGCUGACCCGGAGCUGGGAGCUCUGCUGGUGCGGCGAGGGGAGCUGAACGAAGGGCAGGGCGAGCACGUCCAGCCCAGCAUGAAAGUCUUCAACCCCUACACGGAGUUUAAGGAGUUUUCCAGAAAACAGAUCAAAGACAUGGAAAAGAUGUUCAAAGAGUACGACACUGGUAAAGACAACUACAUCGACCUGAUGGAGCUGAAACUGAUGAUGGAGAAGCUCGGAGCUCCUCAGACCCAUGUCGGCUUGAAAAACAUGAUCAAGGAGGUGGACGAGGACUUGGACAACAAGCUGAGCUUCAGAGAGUUCCUGCUGAUCUUCAGGAAGGCGGCAGCUGGAGAUCUGGCGGAGGACAGUGGACUCUGUGUCCUGGCUCGGCUCUCUGAAAUAGAUGUCUCCACAGAAGGAGUCAAAGGAGCAAAGACCUUCUUUGAAGCUAAAGUCCAGGCCAUCAGCGAGUCCAACCGGUUUGAGGCGGAGAUCCGUCAGGAGCAGGAGGCCAAGAAGAAGCAGGCCGAGGAGCAGAAACAAAGACGAGCAGCUUUCAAAGAGCUGCAGUCGGCCUUCAAGUAGCCUCCUCUGUCUUCGCUCCCCGUGCUCUACGAAUGCUGUCCGUGUUCUGACCCGGUUCGCUCCAGAUUCGCUCCAAGUCUGACACAUUUAGGUCCAAAUCGUCAGUCAUGCUGCGUUGGUAGAGCAGAAGACGUCUUCACUUAGUCCCUGUUCAGCCUUCAGACCGUGUAGCUAGCUGCUAGCGUUAGCCUCCAGGACGUCAACGCGGAGCCAGACGUGCCAACAAUCCCUUACACACCUGAUUCAUACGUUAAUCUUCCACUGCUUCACCUUUUCUCCUUCAUACGAAUGAUUCAUGCAAAUUUCAAGCUUCAGGAUCAAAUCAGUAUUAUUUAGUUUGCUCCACGGUUCUUCCUUUAAUGUUUAUCACUGUGUUAAUGCCAGAAGAAGAGGAGUAACUCUUCUUCUUUACAGACUGAUCGAACCAGCCUUGAAUAACUAACUGUAGUAUUUAUGGAGGUCCUGAGAUCCAGCUCACGUUGGAGCUGGUGUUUUACUUCAGUCAGGUACAGCUUCAUCUUUUAGCCAAGAGAUUUGCACAAUUUGCACCUACUUGGUUAUUGGAGUGUUUUUUAAUCCAGAAGUAAUCAAGUCAAUCGUUAGAAAUUAGUUGUUAAUCCUGGUGAUAGAUGGACAAUCAGAUGAAUUAAUAUGCUCACUUUUUAAAAAAAAUACUAAUCUUUUACAAAAAAAAAGGCAUAAACAUUACAGAUAGGAUGAGGUUCAGUUUGUUGAUGAAAUGAUGUGAGGACGAUGGGUCAGCUUUGAUCCUCUCCUAAUCUGCAUUUCAAAGUGUCCUUGGACGAGACCGAACCCUGACCAGCGAGGGUUGAGUGUGUCUCGGUAGUCCUACUGCAGGCCUUCAGACGGCGACCAGAACGGUCAUAACAUCCAUCUGCAGCUCUGGAACGUAGAGCAGAGGCGGUAAUGUUUUUAAAAGGGAGCAACCACUUAUUUCCUACGUUUUUUUAAUAAGGGAACAACAAAUCUAUUAAAACUGCUUGUUUGUAUAUGAGGAAAAAUAAAAGCUAACAUAUUUUAAUGGACGUGGCGUUGCACUGUGAGGAAACUACUACAUUAGUUUUGUUUUUAACAUUCUGCUGUCCAGAUGUGCGAUUGCGAUCAGCUGAACUAUAAAUUCUGUGAAAGUGAAAGACUUUGCUGUAGAGUGUUUCCGUUAUUGAUCCUGUGCUAUAAACAUCCUGCAGUUGGUUUAUUUUUAUGUUCCAUCAUAAGACAAACACAGCGUCAUGUUUUAAAAGCAGUUAGAGAUGUACAUAAAAGGGCUUUAAAUACAAGUCUGAUCAUGAUACGAUGUCUGCGGUCGCUGGGUUACCAUGCGAUGUUUGUCAGAUUCAGGAUCCAGCGAUCAAUACGAGACAAUCAAACAUCAAUCACAGUUAUUCCUAAAGGGUUUCUGCUGUGCAUCUUACAGAUGUUUAUUGCAUUAAUGUUUUAGGGAUAUUUUCCAUUUACAUCGACACCUUCAGGUCCAUUGAUCGCCCGUCGUACACAAUAAACUCUUGGUUCUCUCUCUUCAUGCUUUUCAGGGUCGUCAUCUUCGCAAAAAUCUGAUAAAAGUUUUUUUUUAUGAAACCAGAUUCUACUCAGGACAGUUUUCUUGUUAAAUGUUUGUUAGAAGCCACUUUAAAAUGUGUCUGAUAUCAUUUAAGCUCUUACUCUACUGAAAUGCUCUGUCCAUGUAUGCAAACACGUUGAGUCAAAUGUUUGAUUAAUAAAAUUAUGAUUGAAAAUCAUGAA